UAUUUUAUUUUAUUUAUUUGUUUAUGUAUUUUUAGAAAAAUGCAUAAUUUGUUCCUGUAAGAUUUAUUUUAACAUUUCAGAAUUAGUUUUUUUUUUUUUUACAUGCGUAUUUAGAAAAAAAGAGAAAACUUUAUUUAUAAAUUAACAUGCAACACAAGUGUGAAUGCCAAAGGGAAUCAUGGGAGGAAGAAACAUCGCUUUCCGCUGUGCUAUAAAAUAAAAUAAAAUAAAAUAAAAUAAAAUAAAAUAAAAUAAAAAUAAAAUAAAAUAAAAUAAAAUAAAAUAAAAUAAAAUAAAAUAAAAUAAAAUAAAAUAAAAUAAAAUAAAAUAAAAUAAAAUAAAUAACUCGAGGCAGCGAAUAGAUUGAAUCGAUUGAGUUGGUCUUUCCGCAUCGAUGCUUCUGGGAUCUGCUAGUUAAGCUCCGCUGUUGCUGGACGAUUGUUGUCAUUUUUGUGUGGUUAGCCUUCAACGUAGCCCAAAUGUUUCCCUUCGACAAACUUUGAUCAGCAGGAUGUUAGGAUGGAGGGUUCUCGACUUCUGCCCGACAGCUUGGUGUUGGAGAUCUUCUUGCGUCUGCCUCACAAUGCUGUGCUGAGAGCCGGUCUGACCUGCAGACAGUGGCAGGCCGUCUCCAGAGAUGAGUUCCUGUGGAAGGAGCUGUUCUACAACUAUUACCGUAUACCACGAUCGGUACCUCGACACCCCUCGGCUUUCUCGUGGUACAAGGAGUUCAAGCGUCUCUUUGACUGUAUCCCCUGUGUGGAAGUUCAGACGCUCAGAGAGCACAGCGACCAGGUCCUACACUUAGCUUUUUCGCAUCGAGGUCACCGGUUCUCCUCCUGUUCCAAAGACUGCACAGUUAAGCUGUGGGACACGGAGAGGCCAGAUGGAGUUAUUUCACUGGUACACAGCUCAAGCAUGCGCCAAUUCAACUGGGGCUACACCCAAUUCUCCCAGUUUAACGCUGACGACAGCCUGCUGUUGGUGUCUGGAGUCUACCUGGGCCCACACCACUCAUCAUCAGGGGAAAUCGCCGUCAUUAGCAUGGAAAACUACACACUGUUGUCGCGGGUUAGAAACAAGCCGUACGACGUGUUUGGCUGCUGGUUAAAUGAGACUCACCUGAUCUCUGGAAACUUGCACUGGAUCGGCAACAUGACAUCCUGCUCGGUUCUCUGGCUCAACAAAGCCUUCCAGGACAUCGAAUCGGAAAACGUCAAUGUGGUCAAGCGCCUCUUCAAGAUCCAAAACGUCAACGCCAGCACCAUCCGUACGGUGAUGGUGGCCCACUGCCAUCGCCAUGACAACCCAGACCUGCUGCUGGACUAUGAGGCUCAGUCUCAGGCCAGGAGGCAGAAGGGGGAGCAGCAGCCUCAGCACCAGCCGCUCCUCUUUGACCUGGGAGCCUCUGGCAGUGAAGAGGAGCUGGAGGAAGGGGAGGAGGAGGAAGAGUUUCAUCAGGACUCUAGAGGUCACAGCUUCUCAGCCCGUCGUCCCCAGUCCUCUAUCUCAAGCCUGGAUCAUGUUAUUCAUAGUUGUAAAAAUGUGAGAAGCAGUGAUCGGGAACUCGAGUCUAAGGUGGCUCAGAUGAUGGGACGAGUCCACACAAAGGCCCCUGAGUCCAGCAUCAUCCAGUCCGCAGAGUCUGGGGAGGAAGAAGAUAAAACAUACUUACUCUUUACCACUGGCAGCCUUACAUACUCUCCUCACCAGAUCGGCAUUAAGAGAAUCAAACCAGACCAGAUGACAACUUCUGGUCCUGUUCUUGGGGAAGAGCGAAGCUCCGAGUUUUUUGAUUCCCUGGACCAUGUUAUUGAUAUCCACGGCCACAUCAUUGGUAUGGGAUUAUCACCUGACCACAGGUACCUCUACGUGAACAGCCGGGCGUGGCCAGCGGGGUGCGUCAUCUCUGACCCCAUGUCACCACCUCCCAUCGCAGAAGAAAUCGACCUCCACGUCAUUGACCUGAAGAGCUUAAGGGAGGAAAGGAGGAGCCUGCGGGCUCACCGGGCCUUCACGCCCAACGACGAGUGCUUCUUCAUCUUCCUGGAUGUCAGUAGAGACUUUGUUGCCAGUGGAGCAGAGGACAAGCACGGCUACAUCUGGGACCGACACUACAACAUCUGUCUGGCCCGGCUGGCGCACGACGACGUCGUGAAUUCGGUGGCAUUCAGCCCAGCGGAUCAGGAGCUGCUGCUGUCCGCCAGCGACGACUCCACCAUCAAGGUGUGGCGCUCGCCGCGGAUGGUCCGUCUGGCUCAAGCGUCUCCUCGGAAGCUGAGGCACCGCAGCCUCCUGCCGUCGUGGCUCACUCGCACCAGGAACUCCACAGCCGCCGGCAGCGUGAACGGAAAACCCUGAGCCCGGGUGGAGACGCUCUCCGGGAGGUUUGGAGCGGGAUGAAGAGGCGUCCUCCCUCACACCGGUCAGACAUACACUCCGUGUUUUUGUACAGUGUGGUUACAACUUUGUGUUUUUGCUUGAGUCUCUGUCGUGACCUAGUGACUCAAGUUUAUACACAAGGGGGCGCCGUUGCACCACACAAUGGAGAAACCGCUACAGAAACUGCUGAAAGGAAGUAUGUUACCCAAAUGGGAAGUGCUGCUGCCUAAAUGCACGUCACUAAUGUCCUGAAGUGUCUCCGAAGGUCAUCGAGACCAGGUCAGACUGAUCUGCAGCAUAACUCAUGCCAACUGUAGCCGUUUCUUUCCCUCAUUAUCGGGCCGGUAGCUCAUUUAUGUUUAUUUUUUUCAAUUAAUAGAAAGAUUUAAUUAGUUUCCACAUAAAAAAUUAACAAAUCCUGAUUUAAAAGAGUUAAAAGGAGAAAGCCAGUUUGAGCUGUAUUACUGUAGUCUUCCUUGGUUUAACGGACGUCCGGUUUUUAUGUUUUUGUGGCCCCAAAACUAUUGUUCUGUGUAGAAGUAAUUUAUUCAAAAAGAUUUGGCGUAAAGCAUGACUGUAUAAAAAGAUGUCUUUGUGACUGAUUGUUACUCCAUAUAUGGAAAUGUAUUUAUGAGCCUCCUUAUGGGAAGAAUUAGAAUUUCUUCUAAGAAAGGAACCCCAGAAACUGAUUCCUGUUUGACAGUCUAAAUUAAAAAUAAGAAAGUAGAAGCCAGCAGCUUUUUUAACGUUCCCUAAAACACUCAAACAUAAUACAAGUGUGGCACAAGAUUAAGUAUAAUUUUUUUUUCUUUUAACGCAGUUUAAACGCUGUUAAAAUUCACAUUUUGAAACAUUUUUAUGAUGUAACUCUCUCAAAUUAACACUUUUAUCACAAAAAUAAAAAGUAUUGUAAUAUUUUAGGCUGCAUAGAUGUAACACCAGACCUACCUACAGUAGAAGUGAAUCCAGCAGCACUACAGAAAUAAAAAAACAUCUUUAAAGCUAAAGUUUCAGGUGAAAGUUUGGUCAAAGCUUUUUGUCUUGUGACAUUUUUUCAUAUUAUAUUUGACUUUUGCUGCAAAAACUUUUGAGCCCCUUAAAAAGAAAACGUGCAUAAAUAUCAGUGACAAUUGCAGCUUCAAAAUCUGGUUGUUUGCCCAAAUGAUUUAUACAAAAUAUACAUAUAUUUCUGUAAUAUGACCGAUUAAUGCAUAUUUGAAUAUCCACUGCGUUUAUGUUGGGAAAUCCUCCUUUAUUGGAGCACACAGUCAUUUUUUCCUCCUGGUCCAUUAAAAUGUUUUUUCCACUUUUAUGAAACUUUUCCAUAAUCCCCUUUUAAUAAAUCUUACACAAUCCCUGAAGUAAAAGAUUAAAGAAACCCUGCCACGUUGAUGUUUGUCCUUACUGUUGAGCAGCUUUUAGGUUUGUUGGACAUAUUUUUAGACGAGUCUGUGCAUUAUUUGGACGUCUCCAACAACACACGCCAAAUAAAGGCGAAAAGAAAACCAUCGGUGUACCUCAGGUCUGGAAAUGUCUGUUUCUAACUGCUGAAUUUUCCAGUUUCUGCAAAUUUAUGUCCUCACUGAAUAAAAGCUCUUUGAAUUAAAA
Messenger RNA from Oryzias melastigma (Indian medaka), 3990 nucleotides. RefSeq names its product F-box and WD repeat domain containing 5 (gene fbxw5). Lineage: Eukaryota; Metazoa; Chordata; Actinopteri; Beloniformes; Adrianichthyidae. The transcript has 10 exons. The record is from RefSeq and is a predicted model, not a curated record. Gene Ontology annotation, biological process: protein ubiquitination. Gene Ontology annotation, cellular component: SCF ubiquitin ligase complex; Cul4-RING E3 ubiquitin ligase complex. The coding region runs from base 520 to 2361 and encodes 613 amino acids. Gene Ontology annotation, molecular function: protein binding.